Symbiodinium pilosum is the source of this 375-nucleotide messenger RNA. Lineage: Eukaryota; Dinophyceae; Suessiales; Symbiodiniaceae. The record is from the annotation of a GenBank genome assembly.
GUUUGUUCACUUCAUUGCCGGUGCUUUCGUUGGCGCCUCCCCGAAGACAUUUUACAACGACUUCUUAGAAAGCCUUGCAGAAGAGUGCGAGGCCAUCAUGGUGGCAACGCCCUACAAACUGACUUUUGAUUACGACUCCAUGGCCUCAGACACCUCGGGCAAGUUUGGCCAGGUCGUGGAUGAGUUGGCAAUGCAGGAUCCGACCCUUAAGGACUUUCCUUCCGCGGCGGUGGGCCACUCUUGCGGGGCGUUGCUGCAUACUUUGCUUGCAGUGGCUGACGGCCGGCAUGAGGCCUACAUCCUCAUGGCCUUCAACAACAAGCCCGUCUCUGAUGCCAUCCCGGUCCCUCUGCCGCCACCACCUGAGGAUGCCAG